AGUUAUAAUCACAAACGUAGAUUAUCACAAAUUAUAAUAAAGUUGUAGAUUAUAAUUUGGCGGGAUGGCGCGUUGGCAUGUAGAAUAAAGAAAUAAAACGUAGUGAUUUAUUUUAGAAAUGUAAAAUAUAAAUAUGGAUUUGGGAAAUAUUGUGAUUUGCGAUGUAUAUGUGACUAGCAUGUGGUUAAAGUGCAGAAAUAUGUUUUACGUUUGUAGUUGUAGUGGUUGAAAUGCGAAGAUGAGUGCAAAGUUUUUUAUAUACGCAGGCCGUCGUUGGCGCGAGUUAGAAACAGAAAGCGGACGCUUAUCAGGUUGGGGUCGUGCUAAGUUUGUAUUCUUACGAUGCGGCCGACUGGUCGUAGCGCGUCGCGGUGCUGUACUUCGCGCGUUGCGAGCUUUGGCAACUGGCCGUGGCAAUGCCGCACGAGACGGUUUGCCGUUAAGUAAAUAUGUACCACCUACAGUAGCCAAUGAGAAGAAAAAAGACAAAAGUCCUGCUCGUGUCUCAUGCAAGGAGUGCCAACAUCAUCAUGAGCAUGCUGUCCUCCCACAACAUUGCACCCAGUGAGUUUUCACUUUUGUAAUCAAAUAGUUGUACAUACAAUUUUUUUACAUAGUAGAGCCACGCUGCGGCUAUAUGGUAGUAGCACUAACAGGUCGACUCAAUCUGGUAAUGACCACACUCUCACAGAAUACCAGUGUGAAAUAUUAGUUUAAUGUUAGUGUGUUUUGUAUGCUGAGUGUAGAGAACCGGACACCCUUAUUAUUGGAAAUAAGUCAUUCCAUCUUAGUCGUCAAGGGUGACAAUGCAUAUGCAUUUUGAUUCUUAAUUUAGAUGUCUAUAGACCACAGCAUCCAUGUACCAUCCGGUAGCCUGUGUGCUUGUUUGUUACCCUUAUUCUAUUAAAAAAAAAACUUAAAAGCUCACCGUAAUUUGACAAUACGCGAAUCAUGCGACCCUCGUUUUUGCAAUUAUAAGUGCUGAUUGUGACUACAUGUUCAGCAUAUAAUGAAAAUUGUAAGAACUGUGCGAGAAAUAAAAUAUUGCAAUAGCAUGUGGAUUCCAACAUCAUCAACAUAAUCAUCAUACAGCCUUUCACAUGUCAACUGCUGAACAUAGGCCAAGUUGAUCUAUGUUCAGCAUAACAUAGGCCAAGUUGACCUAUGUUCAGCAUAACAUAGGCCAAGUUAUGCCACGAAGCACGGUCUUGAGCCACCUGCAUCCAUCGACUGCCUGUAUGCCUUACCAGGUCGUCACUCUGUAGUAUCUACAUAGUAUCUAUACGUAUGUUUGGGUAUAAUAUAAUAUAUAAACUUAACAAUAACGUAAUUACAGACAGUCUUACGUCAACACUCAAGUGUUUCAUUUCCCUCGUCCUUACAUGGCGACCCUGCCAGGCGGUGCGCUGCGGCAAUGCAAGCGCACCGCCGGGCCUAUUUAAAAAAAAAAUGGGAAUAAAUAUUGCUAAAUUAAAUAAAGAAGACUUGAGUAAAAUAAUUGACAAUAAAGUAAUAUUACAACGCAAUGAAUACAACACCGGACGUGACGAAACAUAAAUAAAUAUAAAUUCGAGAAGAAGCCACAAUAACACAAUAAGAAUUUUAUAGAAGCUGACUGAAAAUUUAAAAUAUAUAAUAUAUAGUACUAUGAAGACAACUAACGAAGAAUGAGGAAAUAAAAUGGCGAUUUUUUUAAUAUGAUGACCAAAGUUCAAAAUUCAAGAAACGGCAGAUUAGUUUUAAAAGGAAAGUAACAGUUGUACUUUUGCAAGCUUCAUCUAGAAGAAUAUGAAAUAUGAGCCAAAAAGAACAAAGAAAAAAAAUUUGAGGUAACAUCGCAUAAGUCUACUUUUGUCAUUUCUUUAUAAGAUUUCUUUAAAAAGUUUUAAAUAUUAUUAAAAAAAAAGUUAUAUACUAAAUAUUAUGUAUUUCAUAUAUGUUUAAGUUGAAAUUAAUUAUUAGAUAUUUUAUAUUAACGAUUUAUUUCUUAUUUUAUUAUUGUUUAAACAAAUCAUAUUACAAUAAUUAUAAAUUAAGUUACGUAAGUGCGUCAGUGGCAUUUGUAUUAAAGCACUAGACGAUUUUAUAUUUACUUUUAUUCAGUAAUUGUUUUGCAAAGAAAAUUAUGAAAUAAUACGAAAGAUAAAAUUUUUACGCACUUAAUUUCACCAAAUUUAUUGUUAAAAUAACAAUGUGAUACAUUUCGUUGUUUUUUUUCUGUAGACUUUUAAUAUAAAAUUAUACAAUUCAUUCAACAAACUAAUUCUACACAUUCAACACCAUAUUUUUUUUAUUAUGUUUUAGACUAUAUAAAAUAAAAAAGUACAUAAUGCAUUUAAUAUUAAAUGUACGUUAUUUACAAGUAACUUGAAAAUAUUUGCCACAUUUUAACAUUUUAUAAUAUUUCUAGUAGGUAUUGUAUUCUAUAGAAAAUUCAAUAUAUUAAGCUACAUUUUACGAUGACCUGGUUCGAAUUAAAGCAAAUAUAUUUUUAAAUUUAACCCAAAUUUAUUUCUGCAGUAAUUUUUAUUUAAAUGUAUAUAAUUUUGAAGGAUUUAAAAAAAUCGCUAUUAAUAAAAGUCAUAACUAUUUUCUUCUUUUCUAAAGGUACCUUGAAACAAUUUUAAAGUUAUAAAUAAAUAAAUAUAUAUUCUUUAAUAAAUAACCUUAAAGUUAAUAUAACCUACUUAAAAAUGAAAAUUGUUCUUCUCAAUGUUUAAAUUAAUUAAUGUUUUGUUUAUAUAAACUUGGUAGCCGCUAUACUGAUGACGACUUAUGUUCCCAUUAUUGUUUCUUUGUUUAAUUUGAAUAUGAAAUGGAACAAUUUUUCAUUUCGAUUUUAUAUUUAUUGAACUUUUAAAUCAAAAACUUUUAAUUUUUAUAAUUCAUUUAUUUCCUGGGAAAGUGAUAAAGUUUGGAUUAUUUAACUUAUUUGUAUACAUGAGAAAAUAAUUUCUUCAAUUUAUUUAUUUCAAUUUUGUUGUGAUCAUUGUGAGCCUCAUUCCCUGACUGAAAAUGAUGUACAUACCUAAAUACUACAAGAGACCAUAUAAGAGACUCAUUUAAUAAAUUUGUAAAGACGUGAGUUAAUUUAUGGCUACUAUAUUAAAGGCUAAUAUAAUUAACUAAGAAAUACGGAAUUAUUAAUGAAAAAUAUUAAUAGAGUGUAGUUGUGAGAAUAAGGCAAGUAAAGAAAAUUAUCGGAGAUUAGCAUAUCCACAUACAAUCGGCCUGAUCAGCUGAGAGUUUGGAAAACCUAAUAACCGAGUAAUUUUUUUAAGGUUGUUCGGAUGCGAUUAACGACGUAAUGAGCUUUAAUGACGCAAUGAUAAUUUAUUAUGUAUUGUAUAGGAAUAGUGUGCAUAUUCUUUAUCAUGUAUGUACGCGACCAUGUACAUGAAAGUAUAUUAUGGUACAAUUAAAUAAUGAUUAAUAAAAUACUAUAAAUGUAAAGAAAUAAAUAAAAAUAAAACACGUUGACCUUGACGAACAAAUAAUGGAGAGAUACGGGAACGUCCAUUACUGGUAUAGCAUAUAGUCCUCGAGCAGGGUAUGCUUCCAUGAUUGGAUGAAAAAAUCGGAAGUAUCGGGUACUAGGGAACAAUACCUUCAGUACAAGUGAGAUGUGAACAAGUUUACUCAUAUUAGUACUCUUGGGGUCAAGAGAAGUCUUAAAUUUGUUACCCUUUAUAAUGGUACAUAGAGGUCACAUCCUUCAUUGGAUCAUAGUGUGAACUUAGUUUUUCUCCGUGACAAUUGUUGGAGUCCUUUUAAAAUGACUUAAACGUAGACCUCAAGGUUGUGCGCACAACCCAAGGUACAGUUACCUUGACAGUAUAGUAUGAUACAAAAAAAAGUUUAUGUACCAAUAAAAUGAAAUGAAUGUUAUGAAAAAUAAUAAUAAUACCCAAGUAAAUGGGGAGCCCAUAUUUAUAAAGUACCCGCGUGAUAAAUAUCACAAAAUAAAAUAUAAAUGAAGUGAAUUAAUACUCCGAUUCCCGGUAUCUAAUUAAUAAAUAAAUAUAUAAGGGAAGAGAAUACUCAAAGAAAUAAAGCUAGCUAAACGUC
Parnassius mnemosyne (clouded apollo) is the source of this 4068-nucleotide messenger RNA. Lineage: Eukaryota; Metazoa; Arthropoda; Insecta; Lepidoptera; Papilionidae. The record is from the annotation of a GenBank genome assembly.